ACUGAAAGUGACUUAAAUUGUUAUGGAUUUUAUUUCAAUUGAAUUAAUUUGGUGAACAUUUUAAAAUGCUGAAAAUUUUAAAAUAUAUGUUAAAUUAAGAAAAUUUUAAAAUGAAGACUGAACACAGUUCUAGUGGAGAAUCACUAUGGACAAAUAGUGUGGAACUCUUGCCUUCAGAGGAAUGUUUGCCUGUAAUUGGAAGCUGCCAAGUGUCGUCCAUAUUAUCAAACCUUGGGGCUCCAAUACAAGAUGAAAUCCCCCAAAACAUGGAACUCAUUAUUCUGCCGAAUAAUGAUUAUAAAUUGCCCAUUCUUGACGCCCCCGUGAAUCUACAAAAUAAUUACGUUAUUUUAAAGGAACCAGACAAUAAAAAUGUUGAGGAAAAUUAUAAAACGAACAUAGAUAAAUCGAUUAAGCUGAAAAAGGACGAAAAUUUUGAGGAUAUUUUGUAUUUCGUUUGCAAUUUAUGCCCGUUUUUGUGCACGAAGGACUCGAAGAUAACCGAGCAUCUGGAGAUAGCGCACAAAAAUAAACCUGUCAGGAAGUUAACGAAAUUAAAGUGUCCUGCGUGUCCGAACACGUUCUACCACAAAGUAUCUUUGAGAUCGCAUUUGAUACACGACCACGGCGUGGGGAAUUCCGACUUAAGCACUAUAAUACAAGCUGUGGUUUAUUAUUCCAAUAAAAACAAAAAAGUCAGCAAGAAAGAGAAAAUCAAAGUGCAGACGAUAAAAGAAAAAGUUGAGGAGGUGACGUUGCAAAAUGACGACUACAUCUCGAGUGACAGCGUCACCAAUGACGACGACAAGGUUAAAACAACCGAACUGCCGCAACUUGAUUUGGUGGGUAAAAAUACGCAGAUAAUAAAUACGUUGAUGAGGCAGCCGGAUUCGGUGACGAAGUGUAUAGAUUCGAAAAACACGACCAAAUGCGACGUUGCCGUUUGUAAGGUGCGCUUUGAGGACGUGGAUAAACUCGGUUACCACGUGCGGUCGCACAUAGAAACGGGUUUUAGGUGUUUGGAAUGCAGUGAAACCUUUCUGUACUGGAAGACUUUGAUGGGGCAUUUGUGGCGUCAGCACAAAAUCGACAUGGGGCUGUUUUCUUGCGACAAGUGCGACUACAAAACGUACAGCCUGGCCAAGCUGAACAACAUCCACAAAUUGAUACACAGCGACGUGAAAAGUUUUAGGUGCGAGGAUUGCGACAAAGCCUUUAAAAACGUGAAGCAGUUGAGGAAUCAUAGAAUGACGCACAAAAACAAGGAGAGCAGGUCUGCGCACGAGUGCGACGUAUGUCGUAAGUCGUUCGCCGACAGAAGGUUGCUCAAGAACCACGUUGAUGUAGUUCAUAACAAAAUAAGGGCGCACAAUUGCAGUUAUUGCGAGUACAAGGGCGCAACCAGGGGCGCCUUGAAGAUGCAUGUCAGGCAGCAUACCGGCGAAAAGCCCUUUUCUUGCGACAAAUGCCACUACACCACGGCUGACCACAACUCCUUGAGGCGUCACAAGCUUCGCCACACCGGCCAAAAACCGUACAAGUGUUCGUACUGCUCGUACGCGAGCAUCCAAAGCAGCACCUUCAAGGUGCACGUGAAAACGAAACACCCGGGUAUGGAGAAGGAUUUGAUGUUCACGUGUCCCGAAUGUCAGUUUCGAUCCGUCAACAAGGAGAUGUACACGAAACACUUGAUUAUUGCGCACAAGCACGACGCAGAGUUUGCGGAUUUGGAGAUGGAUUUACCAAUAGACACUUGAUUGUAUUGUAUUUUUUAGCGAAAAAAGUUAUAGUGGAAAAUAUAUUUUUUUAGAUAAAUAUAUCACCCAUAGAUUAUUU
Molecule: messenger RNA, 1836 nt
Organism: Brassicogethes aeneus
Lineage: Eukaryota; Metazoa; Arthropoda; Insecta; Coleoptera; Nitidulidae
Source: the annotation of a GenBank genome assembly